AUUGGUACUGAGGACUCUGAAGCAGGGAGGUCAAGGUCACUGGAAGGGGUUACUACUGGGCAGCAGCUGCAGCAGUGCCAGCCUGGGGAAGCAUUGGCGGAGUGGAGGUCUUCUGGGCAGCUGGAAAAUGGGACCCCAUCAACCUCGCCACCUUACUGGGAUAGCAGCGACGAUGAUGGUGGUAUGCCAUUUGUCCCCUUCAGGACUGAAACCUUCUGAAUUAUAUGGAAAGUAUACCUGGAAAAUUGAUAAGUUUUCACAGAUUAACAAAAGAGAACUUCGGAGUAAGGCGUUUGAGGUUGGUGGCUACAAAUGGUACGACACUCACGAGUAUUUGUUUCUUUUGUGGCCUGCAUAUGUAGUUGGAUAAUAACAUGGAUUCCUCUUCUUUAGCACUUGCAGAUAUACUUCCUGGAUAUGCAUUGUCUUGAGUAUUUUCUAAAUCUGAUUUUUCUUUUUAUUGUUUAACCCUGAGUGGUGAUUCUUUUUUCAUUUUUAUCUCUCUUUUGGUUUACCUUUGAAGUUUUACCACUUUAUACUGUAGAAUAUAUUUCUAGUUGGUUUAAGGAUGAAGAUGGUAGCGCUGCUGUAUACUUCAUGGUAACAUAGAAAUAUGGAAAGGGCCUUCCAGAAACGCUUGAUUUUGAUUCCUUGUUUUGCAUUGAAAUGACGACUAUAAGACAAUGCUUCUGUAUGAUGUUUAUAUGUAUAUUUUGAUUUACCCACAAGGCUGCGAUGUCUGCAAUCAUCUCUCUCUGUUUCUUUGCGUGGCUAAUCAUGACAAGCUUCUUCCAGGUUGGAGCCAUUUUGCUCAGUUCGCUAUUGCUGUGGUGAAUAAAGAUCCUAAAAAAUCCAAGUAUUCUGACACCUUACAUCGUUUUUGCAAGAAGGAGCACGACUGGGGAUGGAAAAAAUUUAUGGAGCUAUCUAAAGUGUUAGGCGGAUUUAUAGAUGCGGAUACUUUGAUUAUUAAAGCUCAAGUUCAAGUUAUCAGGGAGAAAGCAGACCGUCCAUUCCGUUGCCUGGACUGUCAAUAUAGGAGGGAACUUGUUCGGGUGUACUUGACAAAUGUAGAACAAAUUUGCCGUUGUUUUGUAGAAGAAUGGCGGGGCAAGCUGGGAAUGUUGAUAGAGGACAAAGCUAGAUCGUCAAGCUUCUGUACCUUCUGGCUGAGUGUGGACCAAGGUUCCAGGCGCCACAUGUGUCGAGAGAGAAUGGACUCAAUACUCAAAAUAAUCGUGAAGAAUUUUUUCAUUGAAAAGGAAGUCACAUCUACUCUAGUCAUGGAUUCAUUGUAUAGUGGACUGAAGGUUCUUGAAGGCCAGACCAAUGGGAAGCAAGAAAACAGGAAAUAUCUAGAGGCCGAAGAAUUACCAGUUCCCAUUGUUGGCAUCGAUAAAGAUAUGUUUGUCUUGGUGCAUGACGUUUUACAACUUCUUGAGAGGGCUGCCAUAGAAACUUUGCCUCCAAAGGAUGAGAAGGGUCCUCAAAAUCGUACAAAGGAUGGGAGUGCAGGAGAAGAGUUCAACAAAGAUUCUAUUGAAUGUGACGAGAGGCGACUGACUGAACUUGGUUGUCGGACUAUUGAGAUCUUUGUCUUGGCUCAUAUUUUCAGUAAAAUUGAUUUUGCCUACCAGGAGGCUGUUGCUUUAAAGAGGCAAGAAGAGCUCAUUCUUGAGGAGGCCGCUUGGCUUGCUGAGGGUGAGCAGAAAGUAAAACGUGGAGCAGCUGAUAAGGCAAAGAAGUCAAAUAAAAAACAGGCCAAACAAAAACAGAAUAACAUCAAAAUGAAAGGCAAGGUAAGGGAUGAUAAGUUUGGCAAUAUUCUGCAGGACAAAAUUGAGCAAGAGAGUUCCAUGGAUAAAAAAGAAGAAUGCUUGACCACAGAGUUAGAAAUAGCACUCGAAAUACCUGAUUUUACGGAAUGUGUUUCUGAUGUGUCUGAUUCAGUGGUUCGCGUUCCAAAAAUGCUUCUUCCUGAUUCAGAAGAGAGGGACUCAAGUUCGGUCAACUUGGAUACUGAUUCUUCUGAAGUGCUUCCUCCCGCAGAAGCCAACAACAGUGGAAUUAUUGUUGUUCAAAAUGGAAGACAAGGAACAAGUUCAUGUGUAGUGGAUGAUAGUUCAUCCACAUGUUCCAGUGACUCGAUCCCUUUGUCAAUAAAUGUGCCUCACAGAGGCAAUUCUCCUACCUGUAAAAACCAAAAAUCAUAUAGCAGAGGGAGGAAACCUCGAGACAAAGUGACUUCUGACAGAGCAGAUUGGGUCAAUAAAAUACUUAGUCGGCCAUCUGAAGCUGGGACAGACAUGGGGCAAUCAAAUGAUGCAUUUCGAAGUUUCAAGGCUGAAUCCCUGGCUCGGACUGCUGUUCAAUCCUUGCAGAAUAUGACAAGCCAGGUCGAGCAGCAUGUGGGGAAGAAGGAGGAAAAAUAUAUUUCGGUGCAGAAAAAAUUCAGUGCCAAAUAUGGGGCUAAUGUUGAAGUAUCCUCCAUGGAAAAAACAGUAGGCUUAAUGUCUUCACCUCCCAGGAACCCUUCCAAAAACGUUCCUUCUACUGCUCCACCAAAUUCGGAGUCAAAGGCCAAUGUGAAACCUUUUCUGGACAACCCUAAACAACCUGAUAGAUCCAUGCAAUUGAUAAAUUCAGCUGAAAAAGUUGCCAAGUUGGAACCCGAUGCUCAGAAAGCUGCGACUCCAAAACCUGUUGAAAAGCCAUCUCAGCAGCAACCUUACACAACUGAAAAGCCUUCAAAUACCUCAACAGUGCAAAUGCCUCCUGCUAAGUCCAGACCCUUGAGUGCUCCUCUAAUUCUGGGGCCCAGACCCACAACUUCCAUUGCGUCCAUGGUCCAAACAGCACCUCUAUUAGCACGUUCAGUUAGUGCUGCUGGUCGGUUGGGUCCUGAACCUACAUCCGCAACCCAAAUAUAUGUUCCACAGUCUUAUCGAAAUGUAAUGAUGGGUAGCUCUGUCCCAGGAAGGUCACUUUCUUAUGCUCAACAUCACUCUCCAAAAGCAGCAGCUUAUUCAUUCUCCCAGGCGCCUGCUCUUGUAUCUACACCCUUUUCUUCAACACAGAGCUCUGAUAGUAUAGAAUCAGAGUCGAUUAAACCAAGUAUAUCAUCUGGAAUGGCAAAUCAUUAUGCUUUGCAGAAUGGAGGACCUAUAUGUAUGGAGUCUCCUCUAGGGGAUAAUGGCGGGAACGUGGUUGGUGAUCAUUCUUCGCUGCAUAAUGACAUGCAAAGCUGUGAUUUAUACAGACCUGUAGAGUGCAAUAGAACGCAAGAUGACUUUCCAUCUUCGCGUCAAAGCCAUGGUGUAGCGGCAGAUGAAUUCCCACACAUGGGCAUCAUAAAUGAAUUGCUUGAUGAUGAGCAUGGGUUUUGGAUUUUGGGGUUCCAAAGUUUGGGCAACAGGCCUUGCCAUCUAAACUGGCAGUUCAGUUCCCCAGACGAGAUUGGCAUGCCAAGUAGUUUGGGCCCCUCAAGGAGGAACUCGUGUAGGUUUGAACGAACACAAAGUUAUCACAGUGAUGUAUUUCCACAUGGUUACGGUGGUGCUUUCCCAAGUUCUUUUGAUAUGCCUAGGAACGUGAUUUCUCCUGUCAGUCCACAACGUUAUUUAAAUGGCCAGAUUGAUGGAUUAUUCCCUACCCCGUCGCAAAUUGAUGGUUCUGAUCUUUCUGUCCUUAGCAUCGGAAACAAAGAUAGCAAUGGUUAUCCCUAUACCAUGCCACCAGAGUAUCCAAACCUUGCAUUUGACAUCAAUAGGUAUACAUUAUUCUGGCCUUGAAUGGACUUUGAUGGUUUUCAUUGACGACAGAGUGUGGGACUUAUUUGGAGUGAGGUUGUAACGCUUAGCGCACUAGAGGAUAGUCAAGUCAUAGGUUUGAACUUUGAAGUUUUAGCUCUUUUGGUAAAAAAAACAUUUUGUAAAGUGCGAUUCUUCUUUUCUUUGUUCCAUUGCUAGUUUAAAGAAAUAUGAAGCUAAAAGUUAAAUCUAUUUUCCUUAUUUUUGGGGUUUAGCAUAUCAGCUCUGAUGUUGCCACACU
This is a messenger RNA of Olea europaea var. sylvestris, 4050 nucleotides long. RefSeq names its product MATH domain-containing protein At5g43560-like. The record is from RefSeq and is a predicted model, not a curated record. The transcript has 12 exons. Gene Ontology annotation, molecular function: protein binding. The coding region runs from base 684 to 3791 and encodes 1035 amino acids. Lineage: Eukaryota; Viridiplantae; Streptophyta; Magnoliopsida; Lamiales; Oleaceae.